Molecule: messenger RNA, 642 nt
Organism: Trichoderma atroviride IMI 206040
Lineage: Eukaryota; Fungi; Ascomycota; Sordariomycetes; Hypocreales; Hypocreaceae
Molecular function (GO): carbon-sulfur lyase activity
Source: RefSeq, a predicted model, not a curated record
AUGUCUGAUCAAAUCUGGAAAACCAAGCCACCAUAUCAAAAGCCCGACGAAGCCUUUAGCAAGGUGUUACAAGGCAGCUGUCAUUGCGGCCAAGUAAAAUACUGGCUGAGUAAAGAUGGCCCUCUGGCUUCCAAGUACUGUCAUUGUGGUGACUGCAAAGUGAUUCAUGGCGCCCCUUUUCAAUGGGCAGCGAUAUUCCAAAAGUCAGACAUGGCAUUUGAAAGUGGUGCCGAAAACCUGCGCUUUUACAAUUCCAGUUCCAAGUCGUUAGAACACGAGCUACCCUGCAAAGUGAGCUGCUCCCAGUGCGGGACACUCAUCAUGGACGAGGGACGGAACAUGGUAUUACUAUUUCCGACGCUUCUGAAAUUCCAGAAUGAAACCCAGAAGAGGAAUUUUGAGGUUCAAUGUCAUAUAUUCUACCCUCAGAGGGUGGUCGACUUGCCGGAUGGCAAGCCAAAGUGGACAGGGUUGGAUGGGAAGAGCGAGUUAGUGCCGGAAACCUGAAUAAUUUUGGUCGAUAAAUCCAAUGCCGCAGCUGAUUGUCGUCGAGAAAAUAGUCCGCUCCAUGUUCUUCCGUAUCGUAUACUUCAAGCAAAAUCACUAUUCGUUCGCGUAAACAACUCAGGCCUCUGAAUCCUG